Molecule: messenger RNA, 858 nt
Organism: Plutella xylostella (diamondback moth)
Lineage: Eukaryota; Metazoa; Arthropoda; Insecta; Lepidoptera; Plutellidae
Gene: JTBR
Product: jumping translocation breakpoint protein JTBR
Biological process (GO): mitotic cytokinesis
Cellular component (GO): cytoplasm; spindle; centrosome
Source: RefSeq, a predicted model, not a curated record
CUGUCAAAUCUUAUGUCAGAAAACAGAAAUAUUUGCGAUUAUUAUGAAAUUUAUAUUUUUUUGGAUUUAAUGAUUUAAUUCAGAAUCUUUCUGCUUUUAUUCCACUCGAAUAAUUAAAAUCUGUAAAAUUAAAUUUUAACUCUCGUAAAAUGAUCGAAACUUGCUCAAGACGAUGCAUGCUUCUUGGAACUGUGAGCCUGGGAAUCCUCACCAUAGUUGUUCUAAUUUUAGAAUCACAUCUAGCAGAGACACUGUCUGGAAAUCACAGAAUGAAGAACAAAACAUUUCCAACAGAAAACAACUCAACAUGCUGGAUGCAUCAGCCCUAUCAGAUCAUCAGCGAGUGCCAUCCGUGCUCAGACUUUGAAAUCAGAAGCAAGAGUAUUGGUGUUUGCAUACACACAAGUUUUAAAGAAAUAUUGAAGUGUGAGAAUGGAGAAACAGUGACUAGAAGUUGUGACAGAGUGGCAUAUCUUGAUGAGAGAGCUUUCUGGAAGUUUACCAUUUGGUCAUUUGCAAUUGGAGCUGUAUCUUCUAUUGCUGUGAUGCUGAGGAUGAGAGUUCUGAACCAUAAAGCUAAGAGAAGAGCAAGACAACUACUCAGCAAUGGUUCUAUUUAGCCUGUAGAAUAUUACUAGAGUGUGUGGACUGAAUUCUCAAGGAUACCUUAAAUUAAAAGGCAUACAUACUAGGUGCCAAGAGAUAAUAAUGUUGAGCCUGUAUACUGUACAGAAAUAUGGCAUCUGAGGCUUCCAGUAUUUAUUAACAAGACAGUGAUGAAAGAAAAAUCAAGGAUUAUGACACACAUAAAGUGAUACUGUUAUUUAUUGUCAUGAAUAUAAUAUUUUUAAUAAUUCA